AUGAGUUUGUGCAAUAUAUUGAUACCCAGUAGGGUUCAAGGUAAAUACUUGACACCAGGUGAGAGAGCAGUUCAGAAUAACGAUGUGGGUACUGUAACUGUUUUGGACGCAGAAGGUGUAAUAAGGCGUAGACAACGUCGUCUUCAGCGUAGAAGGUACAUUAACGAAGGGCCUAAUUUUUGUGUUCAUCUAGAUGGCUGGGACAAGUUAAAACCAUUCGGAAUUUCCAUUCAUGGCUGUGUAGAUGGCUUUUCAAGACGUAUUCUCUGGCUCAGAGCUUGCAAUUCUAACAAAAACCUUGAGUAUAUAUCCAGAUUUUAUAUAGAUUAUAUCAAAGAAAUAAACGGGGUUCCUGUAGUCGUAUACGCAGACAGGGGUACUGAGAACUCCAUAAUUCGAGAUUUGCAAUACGCUUUGCGAUGGAAUCACCAGGAUCCCUUGCAAGGACUAUCAAGUUUUAGGUAUGGAUCGUCCUAUAGAAAUACAAGAAUAGAGAGAUUUUGGCGGUGUUUACGAGAAAUGUGUGGCAAUUUUUGGAUAAAUUACUUUAAGGAUAUGGAUAAUUUAGGUGUUUUUGACACCUCCGACAUAGUCCACCUGGAGUGUGCUAGGUAUUGUUUCUUACCAAUUAUCACCAGAGAAUUGAACAGAGUUAUUCAGCAUUGGAAUGAACACACAAUUAGAAGAAACCGCAAUGCAGAUUGUCCGUCUGGAAAACCAGAUGUUAUGUAUUUUCAUCCCGAAAUUUACCAAACAAGAGAUUUCAAAAUGCCUGUACCUGAUAAUCUAAAUGGCAUAGAACAAGAAUAUUGUGCCUACCCUCCUGCGAAUGGUGUUUCAAUGGAAUUUGAAGUUAUUGGUACUCAAAUAAGAAUGGAAAACGGUUUGAAUUACCCACCAAACACUGUAGAAGAAGCAACAGAACUCUUUAUCCGAAUAACAGACUAUGUAGAUCGCUUAUAAAUUACAUGUAUCUACAUACAUUUACUUGACUCUUGUUGUUUUAA
Molecule: messenger RNA, 1007 nt
Organism: Saccostrea echinata
Lineage: Eukaryota; Metazoa; Mollusca; Bivalvia; Ostreida; Ostreidae
Exons: 2
Coding region: 1-963 (320 amino acids)
Source: RefSeq, a predicted model, not a curated record